Molecule: messenger RNA, 31839 nt
Organism: Mus musculus (house mouse)
Lineage: Eukaryota; Metazoa; Chordata; Mammalia; Rodentia; Muridae
Gene: Astn1
Product: astrotactin 1
Exons: 17
Coding region: 507-3263 (918 amino acids)
Biological process (GO): neuron migration
Cellular component (GO): perikaryon; endosome; plasma membrane
Source: RefSeq, a predicted model, not a curated record
AGCCCUUUAAGGUGUGUGCCAGUGCAUGCCUUUUCCCAAGCCAUUUGGAUGCUGCUGCGACAGGAGAGAUUUUUGCAUUACAAAGACGCAAUUUUAAAAAUGCAGAGCAGGUAGUUAAUAACCAAGAGCCCUGGGGAUGGAGAGGAGGAGAGAGGCAGGAGCAUCAUCAACCAGCUGGGGGCUGACCUGAUUCCCUAGAAUCCCCAGCUCUCUUCCUCUUUCCUCCCAACAUCCUUCCUUUCCUUUUUCUCUCCCCCCCAACCCCCCUUUCCUUUCCCCAGAUAAGCAGCUCCGGGAAACAAAGAGCUGGGCUCUCCAGACCUCAGCGCUGGAACCUAAGGCUCUCUGAGUAGCAUCUCAUUUCGGGGACCAGGGCUCUCGAGCUCCGUGUCCCCUCCCCAACUCCCCCCCCCCCCCCCCGCCUCCCUUGCUUGCUCGCUGCUCCCUCCCUGCUGGCUGCCUCCCCCACCAUCGCAGCGCUGGGAGGAAGGCGGCCAGGGCUCAAGAUGGCUUUAGCCGGGCUCUGCGCCCUGUUCGCCUGCUGCUGGGGGCCGGCUGCGGUGCUGGCCACAGCUGCCGGCGACGUGGAUCCAUCCAAGGAGCUGGAGUGCAAGCUCAAGAGCAUCACUGUGUCGGCACUGCCCUUCCUGCGCGAGAACGACCUGAGCAUCAUGCACAGUCCCUCGGCCUCCGAACCCAAGCUUCUCUUCUCCGUGCGCAAUGACUUCCCGGGAGAAAUGGUCGUGGUGGACGACCUAGAGAACACGGAGCUACCCUAUUUCGUGCUGGAGAUCUCAGGGAAUACAGAAGACAUCCCCCUGGUGCGCUGGAGGCAGCAAUGGCUGGAGAAUGGCACUUUACUCUUUCAUAUUCACCACCAAGAUGGUGCUCCAAGUCUCCCUGGACAAGACCCAACUGAAGAACCCCAACAUGAAUCAGCAGAGGAAGAGCUGAGGAUCCUGCACAUCUCAGUCAUGGGUGGCAUGAUCGCUCUGUUGCUAUCCAUCUUGUGCCUGGUGAUGAUCCUGUACACUCGCAGGCGCUGGUGCAAACGUCGCCGGGUUCCCCAGCCCCAGAAGAGUGCCAGUGCAGAGGCAGCAAAUGAGAUUCACUACAUCCCAUCUGUGCUGAUUGGAGGCCAUGGGCGGGAAAGCUUGCGCAAUGCCCGUGUGCAGGGCCACAACUCCAGUGGCACUCUGAGCAUUCGGGAGACACCCAUCCUGGAUGGCUAUGAGUAUGACAUCACAGACCUGCGUCACCACCUGCAAAGGGAGUGUAUGAAUGGAGGGGAGGACUUUGCCAGUCAGGUCACACGCACUUUGGACUCCCUACAGGGAUGCAAUGAGAAGUCUGGGAUGGAUCUAACACCAGGGAGUGACAAUGCCAAGCUUUCCCUGAUGAACAAGUAUAAAGACAAUAUCAUAGCCACAAGCCCCGUGGAUUCUAACCACCAGCAAGCCACUCUGCUCUCCCACACCUCCAGCAGCCAGAGAAAGAGGAUCAACAAUAAAGCCAGAGCUGGUUCUGCCUUCUUGAACCCUGAAGGGGACUCCAGCACAGAGGCCGAAAAUGACCCACAGCUGACCUUCUACACAGACCCCUCUCGGAGCCGGAGGCGCAGUCGAGUGGGCUCUCCCCGAAGUCCUGUGAAUAAGACCACCUUGACCCUGAUCAGUGUCACCAGCUGCGUGAUUGGCCUCGUGUGCUCUUCUCAUGUCAGCUGCCCUCUUGUUGUCAAGAUCACCCUACACGUCCCUGAGCACUUGAUCGCUGAUGGGAGCCGCUUCAUCCUGCUGGAGGGGAGCCAGCUGGAUGCCAGUGACUGGCUGAACCCUGCCCAAGUGGUUCUCUUCUCUCAGCAGAACUCCAGCGGGCCCUGGGCCAUGGACCUCUGUGCCCGGCGGCUCCUGGACCCUUGUGAACACCAAUGUGACCCCGAAACUGGUAGGCGGGAGCACCGGGCAGCGGGGGAAUGCCUGUGCUAUGAAGGCUACAUGAAGGAUCCUGUCCACAAGCACCUUUGCAUUCGGAAUGAAUGGGGGACCAACCAGGGGCCUUGGCCUUACACGAUAUUUCAGCGAGGCUUUGACCUGGUUUUGGGAGAGCAACCCUCUGAUAAGAUAUUCAGAUUCACCUAUACCCUCGGGGAAGGCAUGUGGUUACCCCUCAGUAAGAGCUUUGUGAUUCCACCAGCCGAACUAGCCAUCAAUCCAUCAGCAAAGUGUAAGACGGAUAUGACUGUGAUGGAAGAUGCUGUAGAGGUCAGAGAGGAGCUGAUGACAUCAUCAUCCUUUGACAGCCUGGAGGUCCUAUUAGACUCCUUUGGGCCAGUGCGUGAUUGCAGCAAAGAUAACGGAGGCUGCAGUAAGAAUUUUCGCUGCAUUUCAGAUCGCAAGUUGGACUCUACUGGUUGUGUGUGUCCUUCAGGACUCAGCCCUAUGAAGGACAGCUCAGGCUGCUAUGAUCGCCAUAUCGGAGUGGACUGCUCAGAUGGUUUCAACGGCGGCUGCGAACAGCUGUGUCUCCAGCAGAUGGCGCCGUUCCCAGAGGACCCCACCUUGUACAACAUCCUUAUGUUCUGCGGGUGUAUCGAAGACUACAAGCUUGGUGUGGAUGGACGCUCUUGCCAACUUGUCACUGAGACCUGCCCAGAGGGAGGUGACUGUGGGGAAAGCAGAGAGGUUCCCAUGAACCAGACUCUCUUUGGAGAAAUGUUCUUUGGCUACAACAACCAGUCCAAGGAAGUAGCCACUGGACAGGUGCUAAAAGGAACAUUCAGACAGAACAACUUUGCUCGUGGUUUAGACCAGCAACUGCCGGAUGGUCUUGUGGUUGCCUCUGUCCCACUGGAGAAUCAGUGCCUAGAGGAAAUCUCAGAGCCCACCCCAGACCCUGACUUCUUGACUGGGAUGGUGAACUUCAGUGAAGUGUCUGGAUACCCGGUGCUGCAGCACUGGAAGGUUCGGUCUGUGAUGUACCACAUCAAACUCAACCAAGCAGCCAUCUCGCAGGCCUUCAGCAAUGCUCUUCACUCCUUGGAUGGGGCUACAUCUCGUGCAGAUUUUGUGGCUUUGUUGGAUCAGUUUGGAAACCAUUACAUCCAGGAAGCUGUCUACGGCUUUGAGGAAUCCUGUUCUAUAUGGUACCCAAACAAGCAAGUCCAGCGGAGACUCUGGCUGGAAUAUGAAGACAUCAGUAAAGGAUGUAGAAGUGUUAUAGCUUCUCUUCUGACUGGCAUCUUUCUCCCAGGACCAAAAGAUUAAUCACUGGGCUACUGUGGCUGUAAAAAUAAUCUCCUGAGACAGAAUCCUCCUACAUCACAAAACAUGACAACAGGUUUCUCAAACUUUGGAAUCUGAACAGUGUUCUGAAACCAGUUUGCUGGAAGAACUGUGUACUAUAAGGGACUAUAGUUAAGAACAGUUCUAGCUGCCAAAGCUCUCUGAAGUCUCCAUUCCAGAGUCCAGCGACUGAAUCACAGGGCUGAGCCCUCAGCUAUUCCUGCUUGACAGGAGUGUGGUGGUUGUCAAGGCCUGAGAUUUCUGGGAGACAAACAUCUGACCUUUCCCCAAAGCUCCUGAUUCUACAUGUUGCUUCUCUCCAAGGACAGUACUGUCCUCAAAGAGAAAUACUGAGCCCAGAAGGGAAAUCCGUCAUAGCCUCGGCACUGUGCCCUGCUUUCCUUUGAUGGGAAGCCUCUCUGCCACUGGGCAUCCACCAUUGCCACAAUCCAAGUGUUGACUUUAGUUCUCUGAAAUAUGACUUAUCUAACUUCUCCCUUGUCUAACUUUUAAAGGGUAUUCAAUCAUUUUAGUUUGCCUUAGCUGUGCCUGACUUGUAAGAAGUCACGAGUGACCACUGCCCAUACUCACCCCGCCACCCCCAUUCUUGAGACUUCUCUGUAAACUAUAGGAUUCAACGAUUUGGUUGUUUGUGUUUGUUCUCCAUUUUAAAUUUGGGCACUGAUCUCCUUUAACUCUAAAACACAAUCAUUUGUUGAUGACUGUUUCUUGCUGUUGUGGCCAGUGAUGAUAGGGGGUGGGGGGUACUAACUGGUGCAAAAGCCCUUCUUAUACAGACUUUUCUGUAGGCAUCAUUGAGGGUAUGCAGCUUUAGCUGCACAUGACUGACAAAAAACUCAGAGGGGCAUGGUUUAAGCCAGAUCUUUAGAGGGCAGCAUUCCAUUCAAUAGUUUAUUUUUUUACUUCUCAUGAUACCACUGUGUGGUUUGGCAUUUUGGAUUAAUUACCUCUACAUGACUCUUUUGGAAACUUAUGAAAAAAUAUACUUCCGUUUCUUAUAUCUAAGCUUAGAUUUGAUUGAUUUCUCUCUUUCUCUACACCUAACCCCCUUUAUUUUUCCUUUCUCACAAAAAUAACACAAUUAGAAAUAGAAUUUCUGGGUCAUCUGUGUCCCUGUACGUCAAUCUCUAAAGUUACUUGUGUCUCCUUUCAUCACCCUUUACCCUUGAAUCCAGAAAACAGGAAUUUCUUCCAUCUCACAGUAACCUCUCUGCCUGCUCUGGGCUCUCAGCUGUCCUGUUUCUCCUCACCCCAUGAUUCACCAAUUGUGCCUUUGUUAAUUCUUUACCAUAUUUUGGCCACCAAAUUCUCUCAUCCCAACGUUAAGUCUUUGCAAACUCAUGUUCUCACAAACAUGAGCCUUUUUACAACUGUUUACUUUAAACACAUUCUCAAUACAUUUCUUAAGAGUCUGUACCAUGUCUCUGCUGCCUCUCAUUGACUCCAUUUCACUCCUCUGAUUGCUUUUUAACAGCACUAGAGGAGAAAAUCAAGGACUUUUUAAUCAGAGUGUCACUGGCAUUUAGUCUAUGACUCUCCAUCUAUCUUAUCUAUAGACUUUCUAUCAUCAUGUCACUCCUUAAAAAUCCUCUCGUCACACGAUGUUGCCAUUGCUGUUCUGUUCAUGUUCCCUUCCUAUGUUCUUCACCUCUAUUUUCAAACCUUUGCCCUUACUCCUUUGAAAAAAUCAUUUACAUCUAUUAUAAGGAUGCAAUGCUUUCAUUUUUUGCAAGAUUUAAUAUCUCUCUCUCUCCUGUGUGUGUGUGUGUGUGUGUGAGAGAGAGAGAGAGAGAGAGAGAACAGGUGUGCUAGUGUCAUAGUGCCCAUGGAGACAAAGGGAAAGUACCAGUUCCUCUAGAGCAGGAGUUACUGGUGGUUGUGAGCCACCCAAUUUGCAAGCCAGGAACUGAACUGGAGUCUUCUGAAAGUGCAACAAAUGUUCUUAACCCCUGAGCCAUGUCUCCCGCCCCUUUCAUCUUUACUGUUCCUUCCUUCUUCACUGAUGUUGGGUGAUUUCCAUCUGAGUCUUCCUCAACUACCACCCCAAAUCUUUCCUCUCCUCCAAGAAUCAGGACUUCAUUGAUACUUAGUGUUUAAGAUUUCUGCAUGCAUCUUUUCCAGGAACUCCAGUGACCAACACCUGUGUUCCCUGGAGCCCCUAGAUUCUCAAACCAUGUAUGGCACAAGAUUUAAAGUGAAGAGUUUUUGUUCUUUUUAUUCUUUGCAUUAAACCAGUAUGAAGUUCUAACCUCUUCACUACCUAGAUACGUUCUCAACUCAGGUCUCCUAUUUUGUAUUCCCUCAAGGUUGACGUUACAAUAUCAAUUGCUGUAGCAAUGAUUCAGAUUGGAGAAAGUAAAGGGGAAGGGGAGGGAGUUAGAAGCUCAUAUAUGGUGUGCUGUAAUAGAUAGCAAGGGUUUAGUUCAGUUAUGUACUGCACAGUUGGGUGAAUGUAGUUAACUACAAUGUUGUCACAUUCUAAGUGGUUAGAAGUGAAUAUUUGAGUAUAUUCAUCAUAAGUGAUCAAAAUUUAAGGUGAUGGAUAUGCUAAUCACCUCGCUUUGAUUAUUACAUCAAACAUACAUCAUGCAUAUACAUAAUAUGCAUCAUUCAACAUAUCAUGCUGUACUUGUAAAUCUGUAUCGUUAUUAUAUCAAUAAGAACACCGUUUAAAUGGGUUCCUCUUGUAACUCCUUCACUUCUGUUUCCUGCCAUUUCACUGCAUUCUAAAAUUCACCAUCUGUUACCUUUUAAAAAUGCAAUUUAAUGCCCUCACUCCUCAGCUUGAAGCCACAUACUUACUCGUCCCUGCUGUCUCCGCACGAGUAGUACAGCUUUGCUCCCUGUAUUGGUUUCCCGUGGCUGCUGUAACAAAUUACACAAGCUUGAAGUCUGAAAAUAAAGUCACACUCUGCUCAUUCUGGAGGCUGGAAGUCCAGAUCCAGGCUCAGUGAGCUGAAGCUCAAGAGGCUGACUUCAGAGAGGAUGGGAGCUUCUCAAGAUCCUGGUCUCCCUCCAUUGGCCCUGAAGCUCUUUGGACUUCUGAGCCUUGAGACUAGGAGCUAUUCAUCUACCCAACCUUGUCCACCAUUCCGGAUCCCCCCUCCUACUCUGCAAGAACUAACUAGAGUGACGCCAUUUUCACAAGGUCUUCCCAAACCCCAGGCACAGUCCUUUGCAGUGUGUUUCCCGCUUCUAUAACACUUUAUAGAUUCUUUGUAGCAUUCUUACAUUUAUCUAUAUUGUCAUUUGCUUGUAGGACUUCUCCAAUAACAGUGGCCUUGGAAGCACUAACUAUAUGUCUAUCUUGAAUUUUAAGUGUAUUUGUUUAAAAUAUUCAAAGGGCAUUAAAACAGUAUAAAAUGAAAAACAAAUCUUUUCCCUCACGUUUUCCUAGUAAUCGACUUGCCAGAGGAAAGAAGAUAACAGUUACUACCAGUUUAUUGUCUAGACAUCUGGAGUUUCUAUUCUUCUGCAUUUAUAAGUGAAUGAACAAAGUGUAGAAGAGAUAAAUUACGGUCUAGUCUUAUACGUAUGUGUGCAAUGUAUGUGUCCAAACACAUAUGUACGUAAAUGAUAUAUAAAGUCCUUUAACUCUUUUCUUUCUGAAUAUCUAUAGAAGGUAUAUCUACAUAUAGAUACAUACAGAAAGUGGUAUGUAUAUAUUCACACAUAUACACAUGUAAAGUAAUAAAUAUAGAAAAUGCAUAUGUAAUAUCAAAAUCACUUUAUUUAUAUAAGAGAGCAAACUGUCUGGCUGUUUGCUCCAAGAUUGAUUAGUGAUAAGUAUGAUAGAGUUUUAUUUUUUAUGGUGAUAACUUCCAUAUUUCUUUUCCUACAACAAAUAUGUGCCUCUUCUAUAAUAAAUUCUUAUAAAAGAUUAAAAUCUAUUUUAUGAAAAACUUGCUAUCUUCCAUUGAAAACUGAUCCAAUUAACCUACAAAUCCAAAGCACACAUAGCUCAGCAGUGGCUUGGUGCUACCCUCAGCAUUUGGGAAGCAGAUUCAGGAGGAUUAGAGGUUCAAGCCUUCCUCUGCCACAUAGCAAGUUCAAAGCCAGCCCAGAUUAUGUGAGACUCUGAAUGGAAAACAUAAAACAACACCUCUCCCUCCACACAAACCCCCACCAGGAAAAAAAAAAACACGAAAGAAAGAGGAAAGGGGGAAAAAUCCUCUGAACAUUGGCUAGAAGUCUGGAAGGAAAUGCAAAGCAUUAUGAGCAGGCUACAUUAGUGUCUAAGUCUUCAGCCCCAAGGGAGUGCGAGGCAUACAAUCAGCUCCCACAGAUUGGCCAAAGAAUGAGCCUUUCGCCUUCCCUUACUUCGGAAGAAAUAGAAAAAAAAAGCUGUAUAUAUCUAUAGAGCUCAGAAAAGUGAUCAAGAAACGGUGGUCCUUCCUCAAAUAAGUCUUGCACAGACUUAGCCUUAAUCCCCUCUAAAACAGUAAGCUCGGCUGCUUUCUUCUGGUUUUUUAAUGCUCUGCUCAGGAGCCUGUUCCCCAGGCCUUUCUUCCCUUCCAUUUCCCAAGUCACUGGCAUUGUUACUGGAGAUCGGACCUUUGACCGUCUUACCUUCCUGACCUGUGCUUCUGCUGCACAUUAGCUGGGGCCCCUAGGCUGAUGAAUUGAAAUAAGCAAGGAUUCCUUUGUGCUCUGACUGCUAGUCCACCAUGCACACUGUUAUCCAUUCACUUGUCUCCUUCCCAUGGGGAAAGCAGAGCGUGAUGCCUUCUUUUUCCUCUGAGGCUCAGCUGAGAGUUUUGUCACAUUAUUUUAGAGGCAAAGAAGUCUGAUCCACCUAGGUGACAUUGUAUCCCCUGAACUCAGGACCAGGUUUUCCAUGUUCCUCUGCGUUGCUUGUGUGUGGUCUUGGUCUUAGAUACAUUUACCUGGUCCCUUUCCCAGGAUAGACAGACCUCUGCUGCAGCUGUCCCAGAACAGGGAUAGUUCAGCAGUUAGCCUUCAGAUGCCAGACCCAGUGCAGGUCAGCUGAGAAUGAAUCUUAUGGAUUUUAGAAUGGUGUGGUUUUCAGGCUAAUGCCCCAGACUGUAAUGCAUGCCUUGACAAUAUGACCAAGCUAAAGACACAAACUUACAGAAAUCUGAUGAAAAGUCAUCAUUACAUUUUCUGUAAUGUUUUGUUUUACGACCCUUGGGUUGCAAAUCAGCUCCAAAGGCCCUUUCUGUGUAUAUUUGCAACAACAAAGUUAGCACACAAGUAGCAAAGCAAUUAUGGCAUAUGGCUAUUUUCUCUAAAUGAUUCAUUUAGUCAUUCAGCAAACGUUUGCUAAGGGUCUGCUUAAUGUAAAGCCAUGCAGUAAGCUGAGCAUUGACCAGGAGGUUUAUGCUGCUCUGUAGCAUCCACGGGUUUGAAGGAGGAGCCGCCAGAGCUAAGUAUGGCUAUGCCAUAGGCAGAGCCUCUAAAGGAGACUCUAAGCUUUCUAAACAUGUGUGAGCAUCUAGUUUGAGGCUUCUGGUCCCUAGGUUCUGAUACAAUAAAUCCAGAGUAAACUGGCUAUGGAAGUUGAGAUAGGAUGUUAUUAAGAAUAAUAUUCCUCAAUAGUGACUGUGUUGAAUGCUUGUUCUGAGCGAGGUAAUCUGUUAUGUACACAAUGUAGCCUUUCUCAUUUAAUUUUCUAGCAAACAGAUCACUUAAGUCCUACCCUUCCCAGUCUAUAGAGAGAAAUUCUCUCCAGAGCUUCAGUAAUUUGCAUCACAGGACUAAUAAGAAGCAAGUCAGGGUUAGAAAGAAUGCCUACAGGGCUAGGGAGAUAGUCGAGUAGGUAAAGUACUUUCAAACAAGCAUGAAGACCAGAGUUCAAUCUUUAGAACCCACAUUAAAAAAAAUAUAAAAAUGAUUUUAAAAAGCUGGGUAGGACAAUGCAUGCUGGUAAUCUCAGUUGUGAAGGGGAUGAACAACAAAACUCCAGAAUUUGAUGGCAGAGUAGCCCAACAUCUGGUGUGUACCAAGCCAGUAGAGACUCUCAUCUCAUUAGACAAGGAAAAUGACUCUUGAGGGAUAACAUCCAAAGUUAACCUCUGGCCCUCAAACACACAUAUGUUUACAUACCUGUGCUUGCACAUGUAUGUGUACAUGUGCACACACACACACGUUAUUUUACUCACUGGACAAAUACUGAAAACGGCUUCAUGCAUGUUACCUAACAAGUUUGAGAACACAAAAGGGUUCAAGGUGAGAUCAAGAAAUCACUGAAGUCGGGAAACUGAUCUACCUUGGUGAUCCCACCAAGGCUAGAUAUCCAGUCCUGCUAGGUGCAUGGUGAAUGUACUGACAUUUUCUCCAAUUUUCUGGAUUUACAGAAAUUGUAGAAAUUACUUUGCAUCAGGAAAACUAGUUCCACUAGUUCCCCAAUCCCAGCAAUGAUUCUCAAAGUGUAGAGUGUAUUGUAUAUCAUCUUGUUAAAAUGAAAACUGACUCAGUAAGUCUAGGUGAAGCCUCAGAUGCUGCACUACCAGCCAGCUCCCAGAUGAUACCAAAGCUGUUCAUUCCAGGAACACAUUGUGUAUACAUUCUCAAAAAUCAGCAGGCAGAAUGUUCUCCCAUCAUCCUAUGCAACAAACCACUGGUACGCUCCCAGGUUCUCUCCUCCUGCCCUGUCUACAAAGGACUGGUACAGACUAGAAGACUAACCUUGGACUUUGUUUUGCAUAAGCAAUUGAUUAUUGAGCUUGUGUACAGAAGCAACUGGUAUACAACAUUGGACUAUCUUAAAUACUCAGAUAUUAAAGGGAAUUAGAAAUAUACAACUGUCUGGAAUAACAGUUUUAGCUUUGUAUUAUAUUCUAGGCAAUACUGUCUUCAUCUGACUAUCUCAAGAAAACUAGAUUUCUUGAAACAGUAUUUAAGAGAGAUGGUCAUUUUUUUCUUCACUCUGAGAAUCACAAAUUGUCAGAGUUUCAUAUUUUAGCCUGGAUACUAUUUUGGUUGAUAGGACAGCUCUGGUGUCUAGGUCUUGUAAUAGAGAAGUGGCAUAUUUUUCAUGCAAUCUUAUGGUUGAUUUGUGAUGAUAUUAGUUACUGAUCUCAUUCUGUAACCAAACAGCUGAUAAAGGCAGCUCUGAGUUUCAGAUGAUGUGACCCACCACAGCAGUGGAGCUGUAGUGGCAGGGUAGGAAGUGGCCUGUGACAUUGUGCCCAUAGUCAGGAAGCAGAAGAGGGAUCAAUAUUGGUGCCAAGUCAUUUUCUUUAUUCCGUUCUCCAGCCAACACAAUGCGAUAUAUCUCACACGUUUAGGGUGGGCCUUUCCACCCCAUUAACCUAAUCUAGAUGACUCCUCACAGAUAUACCCAGUGGUCUAUUUAUUUGUUUGUCUUUAAAUGACUUCAAAUUGGCAAUCAAGAUUACCCAUUACAGUUGUACUCUGGGUUGUUUUCAGUUUGUACAAAUAUGUAAACUUCACUUUUGCAGCUUGAUGGAUUGCUUCCUAAGGAUGGUUUGGGAUUUAUCCAUUUAUUUCUCCAGGAGCUUCUGUGUAUUUAGACAUUGGUCUAGGCUGUUGUGUUAGAAUGGCAGCUCAUCCAGGCAGAUCACAUCAGGCCAGAGCACUGCCAUGGGAGAGAGGUUUACUGGGGGGUGGGGUGGGAACAAAAGAAAGGCAAUGAAGAAGGAGACAGAGAGAGAAGGCCUGAGGGCUCUGCCUUUUGUUUAGGCCAUGACAAAACCACAUGCAGCACUGUACACCUCUGGUGCAGGUGAGGGUAGGCAGGUGACUGUUUGGCGGUCACCAUGGCAACAGAUGCAUGCAUCCCUGUUGCUUAUGUGUGAUGUCACUGGAUUCAGAAGCUUGCUUCUGAUGCCAGCAUAGGCAUUGUGUAUAUGAUGAAUGAGACAGAAGAAAAAUCUACCGUUAUGGAGUUUAUGUCCUAAAGAGAAGGGAAAAUCAGCAGGUAGCAACUGAAUGAAAGCAAUGGCUUCACACAGAAAUAUAUGCCAUGAAGAAGCUAAAGCAGCUGGUAUGCUACAGGAUAACUAGAAAAUUGGUGACAGAUGAAGUUGAUAGGUAUCAAGAAUCAUCCAGUGACAAUGAUGAGGGGUGGUUCUAAGUUGAAACCUGGAGUAUAAGAUGGAGCUGACCCUGUAACUACCUAGGUACAAGGGCUAGAGAGAUGGCUCAGUGGUUCGAAGAACUUAUUUCUCUUGCAGAGGAAUCAGGUUUCCUUCCCAGUACUCAUAACCACCUAUAACUCCAAUUCCAGGGAAUCUAUUGCACAGAUAGCAUUCAGACACAUAAAAAUCUAAAAAUAAAUAAAUAAAUAAAAUUAUAGACCUGAGGGAAAAAUAAUCUAGGCAGAUGCAAGUAGCCUAUAACAGCCAUAUAGCCUUUCUCCUUAAUUUCCAUAGCUCCUCAAAUAAUAUAGUGCACACAGGCAUGAAAACAUUAAUAUUGAUCAUCACUAUGACAAAAAUCUAAGAUCCUCCAGGAGCAAGCCUCUGAGUAUAUCAGUGAGCUAAUUUCUAAAUUAGAUCCAUUGAGAUCAGAAGACUCACUCUAAAUGAGGGGGGUACAUUUCUCCUGGUUGGGAUUCUGGAUUUAGUAGAAAGAGAAAAGCAAGCAGAACAUCAGCUCUCAUUUCUCUGCUUUCUGGAUGUAAUCCAGUGAGCAAUCACGUCAAGACUCCACCCCCGUGACUUUCAUACCACAAUAAACGACACCCUCAGACUGUGAGCCAGAAUUGAACUUCUGUUUUAAGUUGCUUUUGCUCUGCGUUUUUGUCUCAGCAGCACUUAAAGCAACUAGCACAAGAAGUUGCUAUGAAAAAUACUGGGCCAUGAAACAACAUGACUGUGGAGAGGAGAGAUGGUUGGAUUCUGUAACACAAUUUAAAGAAACUCCGCUUAUGGCCAAAUGUGCUCUAUUCACCAGAUUCAACAAUGUAAAACGUGGAAAAUGUGUUUGCCUCACUUAAUUUUAUCCAACAUAUACCAUGGUCUGGAAAGAAUGGUCUAGACACAGGAGAGAAAUGCAUAUGGCUAGAAGCUUAACAAUACAAUGUACCAAUUUGGGUGGCUUUUUAUCUUGAUUAAGCUUUGGGAUGAGUUCUACAACUAAUUACCUCUACAGGAAUUAUGUUAGAGGAAAAAAAAAUCACAAGAUAAUGGGUGAUUCGGGAGGAGAGACAGUAUCAAAUGGGAGAUCCUGAAUAUGGCAUCACUGGGCUGUACACAGCUCUGUGGGAUGAGCACUGUUUCUUCAGCCUGGCAUGUUCAUCUUCUCCGUAGCAACAAGCCAAGGUGAAAGGCUCUGGAGUGGGAUACCAGAGAACCAGGGUCCUUUGUCUCAGCUGAGCUAUUAGCUAGACACCUUGACCUUGAAGAAAUUACCUAGCCCUCUUCAAAAUAAUGUUCCUGUCUCUAUAAUAACAAACUUGAAAUUAGAUUACACUUAAGAGUUUCUUCUACUUCUAAUGUUCUGUGACUCUAUAAACUCGGCAAAUGAUUUCUAUUUCUGAUAACAUAAUGCAACAUUUAAUAAUGCCUGACUCAAGGCUAAAUAGGUUAAUUCAACUGUGCUGCAAUAGGAGUUUAAUGGAGUUGCUUGCAGCAAGGGUUCAGUGUUUGACAGAAUUACAUCAGAUUUUUCUUUCACAUGUGGCUGAUGAGAUGUUUGCUAACUGGCUGUGGGCCUCAGUCUCUGUGUCUGUAAGAUAGGGCUAUUAAGCUGGGUUAUACAGUUAUAGACGGAAUGGAUUUAUGUUUCAUAUGGGAAGAAAAAUAUCUGCCGGUUUUGUGCUUGCUGCACCAAGACUUAGAUUACUACUGUUCCCUCUGUUGUUCUUAUCACCAUUUUCAUGAAAUAUGAAGUUCCUCUCCUUACUUUUGAGCAGAAUAGCCACAGAUAAAAACUUUUAAAGGUUCUUCAGUAAAGCCUACCCCUUCUAUCCCCAAACAAACGAUGUCUAUUUCACAAGUGACAAAUCUCCUACAAACAAGACUCCUGUGAAGUAGGAUGGAACCUCUAUCUCACAGGAGUCCUUUUGAAGGAAGGGUUGUGAACACUGGCUCCCUGUGGAAUAGGGUGCCCAGGGAAGCCCUCUGAGGAAACACAGGGGUGCCACCGCCUUUUAAUGCUUAGGAACCUUUGAAGCUCCCUCUAAGCAGAAACAGCUAAUGGAAUAUUCAGAGGCACAGGCCUUUCCUUUUGAAAAAAACAAAAAACAAAAAAACAAAACCCCAAAACAACAACAACUGUGUUUGUUUCUUUUAAUUGGCAUACAAAGUAAUGUGUUCCAUUAUGGCAUUUUUAACAAUUCUUUAUUCUUUAGUCUUUCCUUCUUAUUUCCUCUUCUGUACCCCCCUCCCAUUGGGGCCCUUCCCCUUUCCCUUUUCUGUUUUCAUGUCACUUGUAUUCUAUCACCUCAAGGUUUCUCCCUCUUUAGCCCCAUUUCCAGCAUUCCGGCACACACACCCAUGUAUACAUAUACAUAUAUAAAAACUAAAAUCUAGAGUGCACAGGAGAGGAAACAGUAUUAUUGUUCUGAGUCAGGCUUAUUAUUCUUUACACGAUGGUUUCUAGUUCCAGUUGUUUUCCUCCAAAUGUCAUGAUUUAAUUUUUUUUCUAAAUGAAUAGAAUGACAUUGUAUAGAUGUACCUUUUUUUUUUUUUCAUUCAGUUGUUUGUUGAUAGGCAUCUGGGCUGCUUCUGUGUCUUGGCUAUCAUAGCAAUAAACAUGGAUAUUGAGGUAUCUCUGGGGUAGGACACAGGCUCCUUUUGGUGGGUUGUUUUAAAGAUUUUGAGAAAUUUCCAUAGUAGUGUCUGCACAGCAUACAAUCCCAUUAGCAUCAAAUGAAGCUUCUUCCCCUACAUCCUCACAAGCAUCCAGAAGUCAAAGAUUGCUAAGAGAUCUCUGCAUCUCUCUCUACAUCUAUACAUUUCCAGCUUCUCAACCCCACAUCUUGCAAAUGUGCCAUACCAGGUGCAGCCUUUAGCAUGUACCCAACAGCUUUCUUCAAAUGGAUGUGUGUAAAACUGCCUUCUUCUUCUUCUCCUUCUCCUUCUCCUUCUCCUUCUCCUUCUCCUUCUCCUUCUCCUUCUCCUUCUCCUUCUCCUUCUCCUUCUCCUUCUCCUUCUCCUUCUCCUUCUCCUCCUCCUCCUCCUCCUCCUCCUCCUCCUCCUCCUCCUCCUCCUCCAUUCUCCUUCUUCCUUUUCCUCUUCCUCCUCUUUCUCUUCUUCUUCCUCCUCCUCUUCCUCUCCCUCUGCCUCCUUCUCCUCUUCCUUGUCAUAUUUUCUAAGAAAAACACCUGGAUAUUGUUCAAGACAUCACCUCUAAACAUCUCCCCAGCCCUAGCCCUGCUCUUCCAUACUCCAGAGGCAACUUGCUCCAAGAACCCACCUUCCUUUCAGAUCUCCAAAGGUCAUCAUCACAUGUGGGAGUUGUCAUGGUGAUGGGAAGUUUGGGUGAUUAUGUCCUGUCUGUAAAUUUAGCACUAAAAGAUCAGGCUAGACUGGAAAAGGCAGUAAUUUGAUAAUAUGAGAGAAUAGACGUCACUAUCAGCAACAGGUUCAAUUUGCUUGUAGACCCUCAGUUUGUGAUUGUUUUUCUGAGUUAGGGGUUACCAGUCAGUAUUAUAGGAGAUCUGCAGUAGGCUUUUCUUCUGCCACCUUCCAGAUCCUCUUUUGGAAUUACUUUUUAACUUUUUAUUUUGAAACAGAAUUUCUCUGUGUAACCCAGUCUGGCUCCUGUCUUCUUAACCCUGUCUCACAGGACCUAUGAUUUCUAGGUCACAGGAGAACCCCCUUCCUGUAAGUUCACAUUAGUGUGGUCACAGGCUAUUUCUAAAAAUGUUUUCAGGUUAUGUCCUAUGGUUAUCAGAGACAGGGUUUUCUUUAAUUUUAUAGAACUCAUUGGAAGUUGGUUCCAUUAAUGUGAAAGGGACCUCAGGGUUGGCACAUAACACCCAGAUACCAAAUUCUCAGUGCGAAGGAGAUUUAUUACCUUGGAGGGGCAAGAAGGGUGUAACGCCUUCUGAUCUGGUAAAAAACAGAAACAGCAUUUCUGCAGGAGUAGUUUUUUAAGAAGAUAAAAAAAAAGUCUGUGUUAGGAUAAGUUGAUAAGUCCUGACUCAACAUGUUAGCCAGAGUUGCCAAAUAAUGAGUUUUGACUGCCGGACCUUUGUGUUUUGAUAAUUAAAACUUCGACUUUAGACCGGGCGUGGUGGCUCACUCCUUUAAUCCCAGUACUCGGGAGGCAGAAGCAGGCAGAUUUCUGAGUUCAAGGUCAGCCUGGUUUACAAAGUGAGUUCCAGGACAGCCAGGGCUAUACAGAGAAACCCUGUCUCCAAAAACAAACAAAUAAAAACAAAAACAAAAACAAACCCUUGGACUUUUAGUCAGGCAUAAGAAAGUGGUCAAAUAAGGGGAUAGGCCUUGGUGGCUAGCUUUAGGGAUGUAAUCUAAAGGUUUAGCAAGGAAGAGGGAAGGGAAGAGGACAAGACCUAUGGACAUCAUGUUUGCCGGGCUUGGGCCUGUUAGAGAGCCCUUUGGACAAAAGAUAUUUUUAAAAUAAGGAAUUAAAAAUACAUAAGAAAAUUUUAAACAUAAAUGUUUAGGACAUUCGCAAAAAAAUAUAUAGCAAGUAAAUAAUUUUUUCAAAGGAAGUUAGGGACAUCAUUUUCAAACCUGGUCCCAGUGGCUAGUUAGCAACUGUUUGAAAUGUAGAUUGCUCAUGUUACAACAGCCCCAAAGCCCUGGUCUACCUCUUUCAUCUGUGCUACUGAUAGGGAUGGUUUUCCAAUCACACCCACUUCUUUCCUUAAACUCUCUCUACAGGGAACACUGAGAGUAAACUUAACAGCUGUCUAGUCAUUCAUUAUCUUCAGGAAAGAGCUUGUGGUUCCUGCCAAGGGUCCCUCAGAAGACAAGGAAAGCUGGUGCAAGGUUCAGAGCAUACUCCUUCCUGAGUGAGUGCUUUGUCAGAGAGCCCAGUUUGUCACAUAGAUGGUGUUUUCAUGGGUGUCCUUGAUGGGAUGAACUACAGGGAUGCACAGGAGCUUGAGAGGAAGGUUUGAGCGAAGGAAACUGACUGACAAGCAUUUUAAGAUCGAGUGUUGCUGGGGCUGUCCUGGCCACGCUAAGACACGUAGUCAUCGAGCUGGCCUCUGGCUCAGGUACCCUGAAAGCACUAAAGCCAGUUUUGCUAGUGUCUCCUUACAGCACCCUAUAAUUUAAAAGGAGCUGACUGUUCCAUUAAGUCAAGUAACCUCAAAAAACCCACCACUAUAUUCCACUCAGGCAGGGCAAGCAUGAACUUACGGGUCUUUAAUUUAGAACAACUGAAAAGUGGGGUCCUUAUUUAAAAAAAAAAAGCAAGGCAAACAUAAAGCAAAAGAAAGGUAGAAACAUGUCCCUCUCCAGUUCAGUAUCUCAAAAUAUAAAAAAUCUGCCAAUCAAAGCUCAUGUUUUAGAGGUGAAAUGUAAGUGCCAGCAGCAAAGAGAAAGCAUGAUUGGUGACAGUGGCAAUCCCUUGGCAUUUUUAUCUUUCUGUGGGGCUUUGCAGUCUUCCCCACAGAGGGGGCUUAUACAGUCAUGGUAUAGUCAGUCUCUAUGUGCCUCCGCUGCCCAGGCUGGCAGCCAUGCUGCCUCCUGUCCAUCUGUGGAUUACAGUGGUAAUUUGCUCUGUGAUACUGAUGUGUUGGGGGCCUUUAGGCUCUAUGCACUUCCAUUCAAUGCCUUUACUCCUUUUCUUAUCAAGCAGGCAUCAUUCCACUCCUUGCCACUUCCCCAAGUGAUGUCAGAGAUUCUGCUCACAGUGGGUUCAGGCUGGCUAUUGGCCACAGUAAUGGGAUGGGGAUAAUCAGGAAACAUGGCUCUCUGAAUUCUUCUACCGGGUUACGUGGGGAAUAAAGUGUGGAUCCUCUGAACUGUAUUCAAUAUCUUCCCCCAAGGGUCAUCAGUAUGUCUGGGUUCAUAUAGAUCACAUACCCUGUACUUGCUGGGUUGACAGAGAUCACGGGGGGGGGGGCACAGAUAAACAGAAAUGAAAAAAAAAAAAAGAAAAACAACAGUGGAAUUGACCUUUCUUUUCAACUUUUUAAAAAAAGUCAUUCAGUGAAGAGUCUCCAACUUAUGGCUACUGGACAAACAAUACUGUAUAAGGGAAGCGAUAACUACUUUGCAAGAGCUAGAGGUCAUGGGAGAGGUGUGAUAUAAAGAAGUAAAUAUACUGCAAAGGAUUAUGGGUUUUGAAUUAGCUAUGGAGGGAAUGAUUAAAGUCAGGCUGCCCAGGUUAGAAAGGAUCAGGUAAGGUCCAGCUGAGUCACUGAAUGUGCCAAGCUAUGUAGGAUGAGCUAGGUAGGGGAAAGGCAUCCAUGGGGGACAUAAUGGCCAGUAGGAAUUUUUAAGGUGGGACAGGGUAAUAUGAGCAAUGGGGCAGAAGCCUGGCUUGAGAGGAUGGAGUGACUGAGGAUUGACAUUCAGAGGCGUGCAGUCCCAUCCAGAACAUUAGGGAGGGGGUCACUAACCCGAGGUCCAGGUCUCCUCUGCACCAGGUAAAAUGGCUUAAGAGAAGUCAGAACUGGCACAAGAACAACAUCACAGCAGUAUCUUGGCAGUGGACGAAGACAGCAAAAAGGAGUCCUGUGUUUGCUUUUAAGAAAGUAGUCCCUAGAAAAACUUGGUGAUGGGGUGAAUUUGGGAGGAAGGGGCAAGGGGAGAGAAGCCAAAAGUAGUUUCUUGAUAUAUUUGUUUAAGUAACUGAUUGUCUGAAAGAAUCACUUACUAAUUUGGGAGUGACUGGACCCAACAGGCAGAAGAGGACUAAGAAAAAAGAGCUACAGGUAGACCUGGAAAUUUUAAGCUUCCAUAGAGACAUCCAAAUGAAGAGUGGCAGGUUUGGAACACAGAGGGAAGGUCAGAGGCACAAAUACAGAUCUGCAGUGCCCGAAGGCCUAAAGGUUAGGGUAUAUGAGCCUGCCAAGGAGAAAAAGAGUAGAUCCAGGGCUCAACUCUAGGGUGCCCUGGUUAGAGGUUCAGUGGAAGAAAUGGGUAGGCAUCAAAGGGGACUGUAGAGGGAGGCCAGGAGGUGAAAGUGCAUGGGAGAUUGUGAUAUCUAAGUGUGUAAGCAGCUAUGUCUUCUCCUAAUGAGACUGAUAAUAACACUACGAAAGCAGAAUGGACUACCUGUCCUAGACAACCAUAAAGUACCAUAACUGAGAAAACCCUAAAUCAUAAUGAUGAUGAAAUGCAUAGCCAGAAAUUUGAAUUUAUUAGUGUUUUCACAUCUAAAGUGUUUCUUACCACCUUAUGAUGUAAGGAAGCAAGUUACAUCUUAAGAUACUGUUUGGCCAAGGGAGUAUAUACAUUGUUUUCAUUCACAAAGGUGCAGUUUUGAUUUGAACUCCUAAAGAGCAGAAGUUCAGAGCUGUCCCUUGAGAUCUCACAAGAGUGAGUAGGUUUUCCCCCAUCCUAUCAUGGUGGCAGAGGAGCCGUUUCUCACACGGGACAUCAUCCAGAGACCCAGUGUUUUUUAUGUUCCUAUGACUCUAUCUCUUCCUCUCUUAGAAGUAUAGCACUCCUACCUAGCUCUAGAGGGGAGGAUCCAAAGCCCACAGGUGAAGCCUCUAGCUUGCGGGUCACAUAGAGAGUAGAACUGAAACUGGGGCUGUGUCUGGAUUACCUGUCAUCCUAGUCUCAGUGAACUAUACAUUUGUCUCUACUUGUCUCCUAAACAUGCCUAUUAUCUAAGCAUGUCUCCUUGUUGUUUCUGGAUGUGCCUUGAAUGCCACUUCCUUCCAGGAGGAUAUCAGAUCAGUGAUGAUCACUUGCUUGACAGUUGUAUUGUUGCUAGGCAAUAUUAAGAUGACAGCAGCAGAGAAGAGAGUCAUUACUCUUCUCCUUUCUCUCCUUGUCAUCACACUGUUACAUUCUGCACAUAUCGGCACUAAGUGUGGAUGGGGGUCCAGACCUGCACGAAAUGCUGGGCGUUAGGGUACACUGACGAAUCAAAAGUAGGCACUGCCUUCAAGUUGUUCACAAGAUAGCUAGGCAGUAAUUAAUAAAUAAGAAGUUACAGUGUUGUGUGGGGCUACUGAUGGUGUGAAAACUGAAAGAGCAGGAUAUGGUCUAGCCUGGUUCAGCUUGAGAAAGACAAACAUUGUCUGAACUGAGUGAUGGAGGUGAAGGAACCUCAAUAUUGCCAACCCCAGGAAGGGCAUCUAAACUGGUCACAGGUCUAGGCUGUGAAUCCAGGAAGUGAAGAUACCUGCUCUACAUGGAGCACAUGGAGCCUGAAGUGAGGUGCAGGGGCCAGGUUUAAGGGCCAGCCAGCAAUAUCUUCCUGUGUGUUGUUUGUCUUUUGGUCACUUUAACAUUACUGAAAUAUUUCAGCAGGAAAACUUGCGAUCUGAUUGUGCUUUAGGAAGGUAGAACUAAUAACAUCCUGGGGAUGACUGGAGGGAGAGGAACUGUAGAAGGUGAGCAUCCAACAACAUUUUGGAGUAGGGGUGGUAGGAAGUGAUGAAGGCCAGGAUAGGUAAAGGGAAAACCAAUGUCCAGUGGACUGUGGGUGUGACAGUAGUCGAGGGGAUUCUGCCAGGUUAUGAGCCUCUCUGAGUAUGGAGGGCAUGGUUGUGGGGAACCAUAGCAGAGCAUAACAUAGGGAAUUAUCCAAGACACAAAUGAAGCCACCAUAGGCCCUGCAAAACUUCCCAAGUCAACAUUUAGUAAGACUGCAAAGGCAUUAAACUGACAUGAUUUUCUGAGUACCAGAACUGUGUUCUGUGACAGCUUAUUUCUGGAUGCAGAAGAGGCUGGUAAUAAUGAAGGCAGUGGCCUAGUUAGCUUUGUCAAUUGACCUAGUGUAGAGUUGUCUGAGAGGAAACCUAGACUGAGAAACUGCCUAGAUCAAAUUGGCCUAUGGAUAUAUCUUUAUUAUUAACUAAUCCAGAAGAGUCCAAACUGCUGUGGGUAUCCUUAAGCAGGUUGUCCGGGGCUCUAUAAGAAAGCUAGAUAAGCAUAAAGCUGCUAGUGAACCAGAGAGAGAGAGAGACAGACAGAGAGACAGAGACAGACAGAGACAGAGAGAGGCAGAAAAAUGUAGAGAUGCAGAGAGACUGAGGGAGACAGAGAGACACAUAGAAACAGAGGGAGACAGACAGAGGCAAAGACAGAGACAAAGAGAGCCAGUAAGCAACUUUACUAUGUGAUUUCUUCCUCCAGUUUCAGGACUCCAGGUUCCUGCCUUGAUUUCCCUCAGUGUUUGAUUGUGGCAUUGAAUUUCAAGCCAAACAAACUCUUUAUCCCCAAGUUACUUUUGAUUAGUAUAUUAUCAUAACAACAUAGAAGGAACUAGAACAAAAAACAACGUCACAUUCUGGGUUUAGAGAGAAGGCACCUUUCCUGGUCUCCCAAGCUUCAGGCACAUCAUCUUGAGAUAGAUGGAAGAAACAGGAAACUGAUAAUCGUAUUAGCUACCAGUGCUGUAGUGAUAAUCCCAAGUUCAAGGUAUGUACCUUGAACCUAGCCCAUGUCACGGUCCUAACACACCAUUGAACCACUAAACAGACUCAUGUGGUCUAAGACAUGGGGAAGGAUCAGCAGAAUUUUUUGAAAACCCUGGUUUCCACUAUCAGGUUACUGUGUGCAUUGUAGUAAAAAUUCUAGUGUGCCCCCCUCAAGCCAUUUAAGUAGAGAUGAACUGGGAACGUGGGUGAGAGACUGAGAACAAUUAAGAGGACAUUCAGGCUUGUAAAGAGAGCAAACUCUCUCCUGCAGCAGCUAGCAGUCAUGUUUGAUUCUUGCUAUUCCAAGCAUAUGUUUCCUUGUUAUCUUUUAAUUGGUUUUUAUUCUAAAUUUAACACUAAACGGUUCUUGAUGGUAGCAACUGUGAGAACUAGCCUGGUGCAUGUCAAUUCCAGGGAUGUAUAAGACAUCAGGACUUUAACCAUGCUUCCCUUCUCCUCCCCACAUCGCGCCAGCGUGCAUUAGGAGGCAAGAGAUUGCUCAUUGCGCCCUUUCCUGCCUGUGUUGUCAUGUUUAUAGAUGUCAGGUUCUAGGGAACAAAGGCAGAGGAGUAAUCUAAAAUCCGAAUGAUACCACCGGAAGCUCUGUAGAACCAGAGGCGAAUGCCAAUAGACUGGAAGCUAGUAUCAGCAGGCUCACAGUACAUGAAAUCCAACCAGGACUUCUUAAAGUGGUGAGAACAACUCAGGAAAAAAAAAAGAAAAACAAAACAAAACAAAACAAAACCAAGAAAAAACACAGGUUGUCAGGUGUUCUGGAGUCAGCUGUAAAUGUCUGAUACUGAAGACCUUGCACAUGUGUAAUGUGAAAGGAAGGGUUAGGCUGUGCUAGGGAGGUUGUAGUUAGAUCCUUGCUAGCUACAUAAUCUUCAAAGUGACAAAGCCCCUGAUCCUUAGAGUUUUCAUCUACAAAAUGGAAUAAUAAAAAUACUGUGUACAGGGAAGGUCACAAGGCCAGUAGAGUCCUGGGCCAUGGUAGGUUCUGAAUAAUGAGGUUCUUAGGACUUUUCUGAAGUCAAUUUCAUAGUACAUGGGUUCAACAAGGUAUUCUUCAAGAGUUGAGGUCAAUGUUCAAAUUAUUUUCUCCCAACACCACAUGCUAUAUUUCCUCCUAUAGACAUUAGAAUUUUAAAGGUUUUUAGAAGAUUUAUGAGAUUUGAAGCCUUUUAAGCUUAAUUUUGACACAAGCUCUCUUACCAUCUCAAAGCAUGAAACCCUCUGUGGUUGCCUUUUAUUUAAAUAAUGUUGUUAAGGUAUUCCAGACAAAAGAACCUUCUUGGGUUCUGUAAACCAAAGUUCUAUAAAACUACAUCAAACAAAUCUGAGUUUUUGCUGCUAUUUAGCUAAGAAAGAGAGAUCUGUCACUCCUCAGCUGCGUCAUGGACUCCUCUCCUUUCUCCUAAAGUAGCCCUUUGGUUUGUCUUUCAUUCAUUGCACACAGCAACUAUGGAAGUCUGCCUCCCAGACCUUUAAGCCUGAGUGGCUGUCCUUGUCUUUUGGCUGGUCUCUCCUUCACUUGCUCAGACCUCUGUGGGCUGAAGUCAUGAUGCUGCAUCAUUUACCUCCAUCAGUCCCCUUGUCAGGCUCCCUUAGCUUCUAGCAAGUGUUUUUCUCCAAACUGUAACUUCACCUCUGUUACUGCUCUGGUUGUUAGGAGCCUGUCUCAUGGCUUAUCAUGUGACUUUAAUAUCUGUUCUUUUCUCAGUAACAUGUUUGUGUCACAGAGUUAAACUAAUAACUUUGUAGCAGCUCUCUUCUUUGUGAGUUUUGACUCCCCUCUGUGAGGAAUAUACUGUGCCCUAGCAACCUAGGGAGCCUCUGCUCAUUCUACAAAAUGUGGUCCUCCAUUUAUUCCUGAGAGCCUCUCCUGCCCCCAGUGAUAUAUUUUGUGGGGAGAAUAAGAAAUCCCUGUACCCUUCUGCGUUCUGGAAGAGAUACCUUUCUCUCUGAUACAUGAACUUGGCAAGACACCAUAUUUAUGUUUGAUAAGGUUGUAAGGCCAACUACCAAAUUCCUCUUCUUUGUCUCAUAAAUGAUUGGCUGGAUUGCUUGUAAUCAUCAACCAGUAGGAAUGAAAUGGUUGUUAAUCAACAUUUGAUUUAGAAUCUUCUCUUCACCUUCUGAGCUCUGGCCUACCCCCAGGAUGAGCCAGUAUACAGCUAGCCCAGAGCCGAAGCUGACCUCAGAUCUAUCCAAUUAUAGCAUUCCCACACACCAUAUUAUCUCUAGCUUUGUUUACUUCUCUCUAUAAAAGAAAAAAGCCUUUCCACGUAACUUGAGCAACUUGCAGACUUUCAUCAGCGUGUUCUCACUAUGGAAAUGACUCUUCUUUCUCUAUUACAACAAUACUCAUGCUACUUCUAUCUUGGCAAUAAUCCUUUUGAAUAAAUCACUGAUUAUUAGUCCAAAAUUAUUUUUUUAUUUGAUUGAAUACACUCCAAGGACAUAGAUAAUAUUUAAUAAGAAGAAGCUGGAAUGAUUUUAUUAUCAUGUGUUUCUUGGUCUUCUAUGCUACGUGGACUAUAAAUUCUCUGAGGAAGGAUAAUUUACUGUGGGAACUCCCCACUGGGCCCAGCCCAGAGCUGGACGCAGGGCUGAUCUGUAAUAGAUCUGUCCUAACUGAUGAGUCUGUCUGUGUCAUCAAAGAGCUGAGAGCUCAGGGUGAGUCUACAUUUAUGAGACUCCCACAAACAGUUGCAAGGAUAGGUUAGCUCUGUUCAGAGAAAGAAAAUGAUCUAAGAAGGCUGGAGACCACCACUGGGGCAAUCAUACCAAAUGGUGGAGAGAACCUGACAAUCUCCACCUUUCCUCCAUCUCCUCUAGUAUAGAAAAUUGAUUUUAAACAAGAGAACGCAAAGAAGCCAAGCAAGAGGGAAUUGUGCCUCAAAAUGGAGAGAAAAAUAAAGAGAGAACUUAGUGACUUGGACAAUCCUCUCUCUAAGCGUUUUCACCACCUGCCGCAGUUAGACAACCUCCCACAUAAGGCUCUGGCCCACCAUGGGAGAUGGGAGACUUUGCAAUAGAUACUGGAAGACUACUUUUUUCCCUUCAAAUUUGAGGGUAAUAUUCUGGAAAUAAAAUUCAUUGAGUGUUAUAUCCAUCCCUGCCAUGACUUGCUAAAGAGAGAUCAUGAUGUACACAGGAUUCCAAAUUGACUCUAGGGGGAGAGAACCAACCAUCACAAGCAAACCUUGUAUUCUUAGUUAGGAAAACUCUUGGAUUUCAAUACACCACUGGAAAACACAAACAAACAGAAAACAUUCAUUGCAUCACCUCCAUGCAUUCCUGGCCAUCAUGAGGAGACAAUGUGGCUCAGUAGUUUAGACAAGACCUUUGAAACCCACAUGACCUAAGGUUUCUACCUGGAAGUCUGGUCAAUGAAAAUAAUGAUUGCUGCCUCAAAAUCAAAUCUAAGAAUCCAUUGAUGGUAGGUAUAAUAAAGCCUUUUUUUGUAGUAAAACAUCAUCAGAGAAGAGGUUGAUAGCAAACUGUGACCCAUAUGCACUUCUUGCCUACUUCUAGCUUUUAAGUAGCCUGCAAGCUAAGAAUAGUAACAGCAUAUUUUGAAAGCUUUAAAAUGCAAAUAAAACAGAGAACAAAGCUGGCAACAUGUGAAAACUAUGUAUAACUAUGUAUAAGCUAUGAGGUUUUAGGAUCUGUAAGCAAGGGUUUACUGAAACAAAUGUGUCCUUUUGCUAAAUAUCUGUAUUUAUUUCUGUAGUCCCUGGAUACUGUGGAGGUGUAACCUCAAAGACCAAGUUUCCCAUAAAACCUAAACUAUGUUCAUUCUUGUCCUUUAGAGAGAGGGCCUGUCACCUCUGCUGUCAAUAGCAAUACCUUUGUCCUAGAGGAUGCUUGCAUCCUGUAAGUCCUGUCCCAGAAGCCACUCAAAUGUCCCCUCUCACUCUAACCACUCUGAUGGCAUCUGCCCCUUACAUGGUCCAUUUUUUAAAAUGCCAUUUAUAUCUUCUGUGUCUGUAUUCACUCAUCUGGGAGAUAAUAGAUCCUUUGAAUGCUCACAUUACAUAUAAUUCAUUUUGGGAUAUUCAGAAAAGCCAUAGAGUACCUUGUAAAUAGACAUUCAAUAACUCCAUAUUUACUCUAUUGAAUUGAGUUGAGUCCCAGUUUGGGUCUUGUGACUUUUGCCUGAUGUUAAGAAACUUUAUGAUAGAAAUAAAGUCCUAGGAAUCUGACAGACAAAGCUCAAGAAAGACCUAAGAUGAUGUGUGCAUGGGGAAAAUGGCCGUGGUUUUGACCUGGAGGUUUAAAUGCAAGCGCCAGCAACAUUUAAGUCUUUCCUGUCUGAUGAGCCUCUGGAACUUUGAAGUAUUAUAAACUUCCUGAUAAAGCCUUUUAAUAGGAUCCAGUUCUUCCCUAUCUCUUAAUACCAUUUAAUUGGCACAGGGGUAUUUAGCUGGGGAUGCAGUGUAUACACAAGAACAGGCAUUGCAUUUUGUAGGCUUAUUUUCUUUUUUGACACUACAGUGUUCUAAAGACAAUCUCUGAAUUGGCUGUCAGUAGCCUCAUUACUACAAGAAUGAAAAUUAAAUAUAAGAUUCUAUGACUGAAAGCUUUGGAAAUACAUAGAAUUUAUGACUUAAUAUAUUGGAGUGGGUUUCUCUGUAGGUUUCUGAUUCCAGUUGUAGUCAGGGUAAAGAUACCCCUUGGGUUUUGCUGAUGCAUAGAAGGGUAGGCAUUUUUCAUUUCUGUGAAAACAAAAGAUAAUCUAGAAAUCUGAACACUCCUUUAGUGCUGACAGCUAAGUAUUAUGAAUAGUUAUUUAAGGUACAGAAUGGAAGUUCUUAAUGGCUCCCAUUUAUUUACCAUCCGCCCCGUGUAAGCAUCAUCCAACCAUGGCUACAUUUCAGGGAGAAUCCUUUGUAAUGGAAAAGAAUGGGUUUGGAGAUCAGAGCUUAAUCCCACUUUACUAGUACAGCAUUUUUAUUUGAGCAUGAAGCUCAGCAUGGCCAGUAGCCUCUUUUCUCUCCACUUCUUCACUUUAAAAAUGAUUAAUAGACAAUUUCUAGAAAUGUUCAUUCCCUGUUUUAGGGUUCCCUGGAGAACAAAAGCCUCCUGUCACCCUGAACAGACAUUCCCACAAUAGGGAUGCCCAUAGAGACAUCAUUAGUCAAGUCAGAAAUGUCUCCUCCUCCUCUUCUUCUUCCUCCUCCUCCUCCUCCCUCACUCACAUCCUCUCCCUCUUCUUUCUCUUCCUCUCCCUCCUCUUCCUCCUCUUCUCCCUUCUCUACCUCCUCUUCCACCCCCUCCUCUUCCUCUCAUUUUCCCUCCUCCUCUUCCAUUUCCUCUUUCUUACUCCUCUCACUAUUGUGGUGUAUGGAGUAUGAACAUAUGUGUGUGCAGUUACACUUAUCUAUGUACAUGCAUGCUGAGGCCAGAUGAGGAUAUCAUGGCCAUAUUUAUUUGAAACAGAGUAUUUUCUCUGAACCUGAUGUAGCUUGUGGUCAUCUAGCCCCAUAGAUUCUUUUGCCUCUGUCUGCUACAGUGCUUGGGUUACAAGUGAACAUAUGUGGUUAUGCUCUGGUUUUUAUAUGUGCUGGGAUCUGAAUGCAGGCCCUCAUGCUUUUUCAGUCAAUACUCUUACCCAAUGAUCCACAAGUUUUAUUUUAUGUUACAUAUUCAAAUUUACCUGAUAGCCUCUUAUCACACCGUUCUACACCAUUUGUUCCUUCCUUUGUUCCCACCCUAUGUGGUUAUAGGUGCUAUGUGUCUCUGGUAGGGAAGCCAGGAACAUCUGGGUCCAUAUUCUAGCUCUAAUCCCUCCUGUCAUAGUUGGUACACAACUGGGUAUUGUCAGGGCCUUAUAUUAAGCCAUAGACUCUCCAGCUUCAUUUUUUAAAAGCAGGUUGUAGAACCCUAACCCAAUUCUAGUUUCACCCUCUGGUUCUGACUUUGUGUUCUCCCAAUGUAGGGACUUUUUACCCCAUUAUUUUAUAAAUGCAGACAUUAUAGAUACCUUCCUGACCCUAUCUGGUGAUUAAACUCAAAAGUCCUAGAGAAUCUAGCCUCCCAGAGACUCUGGAGCUUCUGCUGCAGGAAAGAGCUAUGUGUCUGUCUGUCUGCCUGCCUACCUGCCUGCCUGUCUGAUUGUCUGACUGUAUAAAUUUGCUGCCUUGGUUAUUGUUUCUCCAUGGUCAGUCUUCAUUCAAGGGAGUUAGAUAUUUAAGGAAAAGCAUUAGUUCUUAUGUAAUUACCAUAACAAAGCUGUAGAGAAUGUCUACUUAUAAAGAAAAGAUGGUUAUUGGGUUCAAAAUUCUUGAUAGCUUUUGUUGGGUCUGGUGAAGGUCUCAAAGUAAAUGGCAUCAUAAUGCUUGAGAGUGCCAGCAAAAAGUGGAGAUCACUAAACCAGACAAGAAGCCAAAGAGGCUGAGGAGUGCCCAAGCUUGUUCUUUUAUAACAGGCCCCACCCCAGUGAAAACCAUCUCAAGGGUCUCAUAGGCAUUACAUAAAUCACACCCAAGGGUAGUUUCCCCCAGUGACUCAAGGAUCUAUCCCUUAAAGGCCCAACAAUCUUUUAUGUUUCCAUAUGAAGGACUGUGCAUCUGAAACCCUGAAGAACACACUUUAAUCAUAUUCAAACCAUAGCAGAGACCUACGUAAGCAGACAGUUGAAUGGGUAAUUAGCAAGACCAAUAAGUAACCACUAACUCCCUUAUUGGUUAUCUUAGCUACUAACUUGGGCAUGUUAUAUCAAUAACAAUAAUAUCCCUUAUUUUUCCUUGGCAGAAGGCUAUGGGAAACACACAGAUACAUUAUUUAGUAUUUAUACUAGUUCCACAUCUACUAUUGUUAUAAGAAUUCUAAGAACUAGCACAAAAAUUACUGUACCAUCUUGUUGGAUCUAAUGAUAAAAUUUUUAUUCCAACAUUUGAGUGAGAAAUCAAUAGUGCACUCUGUUGGUAUGUACUCACACUGGAGCUGUGUUGGGAGGAGAAUAUGUACCUUUAUCUGCCCCUCCUUAUAUUAUCUAUGUUCAUCUCACUGGAAGGCUGUGUAUAGGAGUGCUGCCUUUUCUCAUUCCUCCAUCAGACCUUUUCCUUCUUUUUUUUUUCCCUCUCUCCUUCUCCAUCUGUUUGACAAGAUGUCACUGUGGACCCCAGACUGUCAUCAAAUUCCAUAUGUUACCCAGGCUGGACUUGAACCUGAUAUCCUCCUGCCUCAGCCUCAGCCUCUCAGUGGGUGGAUUGCAGGCACAUACUCUUCAGAGUCCUUUCUUCAUAAGAAAAUGAACUUAAGUAAUUGAGAGGAUUUCUUCUCUGAUCAAGAAUGCUUUUGACUCAAUUGGUCGCUAAUUAGGACAGAAGACACAGCAUUUUUGUCUUGUAAAAUCCAGGAAGCAAAUUAGCUAUGGUUUAUGAUACAAUCUGCUUCUUCUGACAGCAGUAACUGUGCAGAUCUAGCACAGCCUCCUGGUUGGGGGGAUCCUUUGGUUACUUCAGGAACAAUUCAGGCCAAGGUCAUCAGAGCUGAAAUCAGUGGCUUUGAAACUUGUCCUAUUGUACGUUCUGGAACUCUGCAUAAAUACUUAAAAAAAAACAUCUCCACAAACAGUGGAAUUGUUUAUUUUCAUCAAACAACAACUUGCUGAAAUCCUAAAAUACCUAUCCCACAAUUUAACUGUAUUUGUUAGAAAAAUGUUUAUAAGAACUUUAUAAGGUAUUCUGGCAAUAUUUAAUAAAUUAUAACUCUUGUCCAGAGUGGUGAAUCUCAACACGUUACUUGGAGCCUGCUUCAGUCAGUACCCAAAGGGUUCCUGAUGAAAUGCAAAUACCCAACUAAUUUGCCAAUCGUGAGCUCAAAUUUAGCUUUAAGGGACACAUAGAACUCAUUCUGAAAUGCCUACCGUGUGCUGAUACCCCUAAGAAGUGGCUCCCCAGCUUCUACAUGAACAAUACUUCCGGUUAAGAGUUUGCAAUCUCCAAGGCUGUCUAGCCUACUUUGUAAAAGUUGAAAAUAUUAAGUCACUCUUAAAGUAAUUUUGUGUCUUCCUUUAGCCUACCUUCCCCCAGUGGAAUAGGUUCAGUGCUUCUCUGUGUGUAUACCAAAGGAUCUCGUGUUAUUCUAACACAAGCCCUAGCAUCACUUUCAGGUUCCUCUCUAGAUAUUGUAUCAAGGUUCAUUGUCAAAUGAGCUUUAUUUCCUUAACCAUCUGGCAUUUUCCUCCACGAACACUGAGAACCAUUUCUGGCACCAAGCAGUUACUCAGUGCAAUCCGAAGCACCAUAAACUCAUCUCCCUCUUAUUUCCUGCCUUUGGUCUGAACUCUGCUCUCUGAAAAUAUGCAGAAAACGUGUGAUCGCUUUUUUCUAGGCAAUAACCCACUAGAUAUCUAAACAUAUCUAGACAACCCACCAGCGAGCUGCUAGGCCCCACUGCAUUCAUGCUAAGCUCAUCUCCUUCAGAUGUUGUUCAUGUGAGCACAUUUCCCAGUAUCUUGCAAUUUUAACUGCCUCUCCCAGGAUGAAUGUGACUCCACACUUGGUCCAUCAAAAGGUGAGCCAACUUCCAGUGUAGGGUUUUCAUGGCAACAUGUCCUACCCUCCAUCAUCUUCAUCAACGUAUUCUCUUAAAUAUGCUCUCAUAUUCAUCUGCUGUCUCAACAUUCAGGCAGUCCUAACCAUUAGCCCUCUUGUUUCAUACCACUGGGCUGCUUCCACCAUUGACACAUGGUUCUGAAAACCAGUCUGGAAGCUCUUGAGUCUCUCUACUGGUUUGGCUUAGAGCCCUGAGUAAAGCCGUAUCUCAUAAUGAGAACUUCAUUGGGGUCGAGAGAGGCAGCCACAGAGACCAGGGGACCUGAGAACAGAGGGUACAGGUCACCGAGAGGUGAAAGAAGCGUGGUCCACUCAGCACUUUUUAGAACUCAAGAGACGAGGACCAAGAGGUGAGAGGACUGUGCAGAAUCCCAAAUCGCCAGCGAGAGGCACAGUGUAUUUGAGCUUAUGGCUCCAGCAGGCAGAGAAGCAGCAUAAAUUUCAGCGAAGCAGAGCUAAGUGGCAACGGACUUUAAGUUCUGUCAUAUAUAGUUAAUUUGCAGAAUAAAUUGGUCAGGGCAGCAAAAGGAUUUAACAUCCAAAUUCAUUUGAAAAACAGAAGCUAGAUGAGUAUCUAGAGGAAAAUGGAAACCGUUACAACAUUCCCUUGCUGGCUGGAGUAGUAUUAUUAUUGAAUAAUAUUUUUAUUAAAAAUUUCUAGACCAUUUGGUAGUUAAGGAUAUUUAUAACCAGCUUCUGCAGCAUCUUGCUGAAGCUUUGAAUAUCACACCACGGAGCUGAGUUCACUCCGGAGACUCUCCACCUGCAAGUAACUCAUGUAGGCUGUCCUCACUCAGCCAGAUACUCCACAAGCAGCCCCGUUCUUUGACCAUAGAGCCAGAGCAAUCCGUGCUACCGUAUCAGGGUUGCCCUAUUUCAGAACUCUCCAAAGGUUCCCUGCCCUGUGCUCCUGCCCAGGCUUAAAGGAAGAUAGACAGGCAGAUGCACACAGUAGGUGCAGGGGAUGGGGAGGAGUCAAGGAUGGAUCAAGAGACAGGCAUCCUCUAAAGUGCAGAGCUCAUCAUGAAGAAGCAAGUGAUGGACUGCUGAGCUGAAGAGCCAAAGACACACACACACAGGUCUCCUGCCUGGGAAUAAUGCUGGGAUGUGGGCAGAGGAAAGCAUUAUUAAUUCUAUUCUAUAGGUGGGUGGAUCCUCAACUUUAGUUGAGGUUUGAAGCUAAAGCUGGAAGCUCCCUUUCGUCUAUAGGAUUCUGAUUCUUUCUGCUUCUCGGGGCCAUUUUUUUUUCUUCCUUUGAGAGUAUUCUUGGAUUUUUUUUUUUUUUUCGAGACAGGGUUUCUCUGUGUAUCCCUGGCUGUCCUGGAACUCACUUUUGUAGACCAGGCUGGCCUCGAACUCAGAAAUCGGCCUGCCUCUGCCUCCCGAGUGCUGGGAUUAAAGGCAUGUGGCACCAUGCCCAGCUCUUUUUUUUUUUUUUUUUUUUUUUUGUCUUGGAUCAUUCUCAACAAGGACCCCAAAAGAAGAAAAACACUUGACCUGGAAAUAUUUCCAGGGUAUGUCUUUGUUUUCUCAGUUCAGCCUGUGAGGAUUGGAAAGCCUACAUCCACACACACACCAUCAGACACAGGCAUGGAAGCUUUCUCCUGGCUGUCUGCUGAACAUGCCUAUCCUGGAUAGUCCUGUCUUCCUGCUAAUGGAGAUCAGAAAAUAGCUAAUCCUGCUGGUGCUCAUCAUUUUCAUCUGUCUCCUGGCCCUGUCUCUCUUUGCCCCUCCCUCUCACCCAUGCCACUCUGUCUGUGGGGAAACAGCAGGGAUAAUCAGACCAGUUCAGCGUAUCCCAAAGGCUGUGACUCUGAAUUUCUGUGUCAAGUUUAUUUUGACAUUGACAAGAAGCUGCAUGCAGCUGCUGCUGGGCCACAGGAUGGUGAAGGAGUCAGAAACAUGUUUCCUUUUUCCAAUGCUGUGUGCCCUGGGAGGAAGCCAAGGGGUGGCCUGUGCCCAGAUGGCCAGUAAAGGAAACAUCUCUAGCUCUGCAUCACAGGACUCACAUUGUUAAAAGUGGGACACGGUAAUGGGUUGACUAGAAUUCAGGCCUAUCUGCUACCUCAUCAUGCUAGUUGAUUUGAAAACAGUGUUUGCAAAAGGAACUAUGUUAAGAUGGGAUGAUCAUGGAUUUAAGAUAGAUUGUAUAGCCAAUGGCUAGCAUAUAAGGGAAGAAGCCGAUUUGGUCAUAGACUCACAGAGAAGGAAAUCUUGUGACAAUUGAGGCUAAGAUUGGCAUGACAGCUUUUCAAAUCAGGGGAUGAAAAUAAGUGCCGGAUCCCCCAGAAGUUUGGAAGAAGCAAUGAUGGCCAUUUUCCCAGCCUUCAGAGGGAGCAUAGGUUGGCCCGCACUUUCAGUUUGCACUUUUGUCUUUUAGGACAGAAAGGAAUGCAUUUUUUAUCACUUAAACCACUUGAUGAUGCUUUGUAAAUGCAGACUUAGGAAACUGAGAGUCACAACCUGGUAAGGGAAAACCUUCGUGACCUUGGCUCAGACUUUCCUGACAGGCAAA